AUGCGCGUCGACAUACCCACAGAAGUGCUCCUCCACGUCUCAAAGUACAUCCCAGAUGACACUCUCAAGGAGAUGUUGGCAGUCAACAGGGUGUUCUAUGAUCUUGCAAUGAAUUUACGGUACGGCGACAUGUUGAUUGCGACGAGGAAGAUUAAUACGUUGAAGCAUCUCGUUCGAUUGCAAUACCCAGAAGUCGCACAGCGCGUCCGCCGCCUCGAAAUCCGACUAAGCCUAAUGAAACCAAAAGGCAAAGAAGAACACGCCCCCGAAUCCCCCGGCUCGGUGCACACAAUCAGACAAACCCUCAACGAGGCUCUCCGUCUUCUACGUCCCCGCGGCAAAGGAGCCAAACGCAGAUCUCCCCCCCAUCUAAAUGAAAAAAGAGACCCAUUCACGGUUGUCAUCAACGAGCUCAGCACCGCUUUCCCUUUAAUGACCAACGUCCAAGAACUAUUGAUCGAUUCAUGGGAUUUACCACCCCAAUACGACCUCCACCCCUUCCUCUCCUCCGCAUGGGCUUCCUUCGGGUCUAAACUGCACACGGCGUCACUGUGUGGGAACCUAGAAGGCUACCGCGUCUUAAUCGAGUCCAACCCCCCCUUCGCAGCGCUCAAACAUCUCCGAAUGGAAUUUACCAACAACCUAUUCCGCGUCGACCUCGAUGCGGACCGUGCGAUCCUCGUGGAUAUCGUGGCGCCCUUCGUGUGCCGCCUAGGACCCCAGCUCGAGUCACUGAAGGUGUGGUCCUGGAUGGUCCUGGAUUUAUCCGCCUUUUUUCUGAAUAUAGGGCCGUUUGAGAGGUUGGAGUAUUUGAAUGUCCGGACGGCGUUUAAUAGAGCGUUCAGGGAGGAUGCGGGGGGGCUGAAGAGAGUACUGUGUGGGUCUUCGAAGACGCUCAAGAGAGUUGAUUUGAGGCUGAACCCUUCGGGCUCGGCUAUUGACCCGACGUCUGAGGGACCGCUUGGGACGUGGCUUUUGGAGUGUUUGGAGGAUGAAAGGUGUUUGGCGGGUGCAUGUGCGUUGGACGUGUAUCCUACGAAUUUAAACUUGCCGAGUGGGAUGGAUAUUUUGUUGAAGUGUGUGGAGAGGACGAGAGAACAGCUUACGGAGCUCGUUGUGCGUGAUCGGUAUUUGAAUCCGGAGGAGAUUGGGGAUUUGUUGGAGGCGUUGAGGGGGUGUAGGGGGUUGACGUAUUUGAGGUUGAAUGUGUGGAGGAUGAAUGUGAGCUUGUUUGAUGUUAUGGCUGUCAAGGCGCCUGGGUUGAGGAGGUUGUGGCUUUCGGUUGGGGAUGCUGUUUCGAAUGAUCCUUCUGCGUCUUUGGAGAAUCUUAGAAAUGAGAUUCAGACUCGGCGCUUUACCGAGUGGAAGAUUGAGGAUCUGACGAUUUGGCAAGGUGGGGCAGAGAUUGAUGGGGAUACUAUGAAGGCUUUGGCGAAGAGUAUCCCUUCUGUGAACAGUUUUUGGGGGACUGGACAUACGAGGAUUGACCCAUGA
Molecule: messenger RNA, 1494 nt
Organism: Laccaria bicolor S238N-H82
Lineage: Eukaryota; Fungi; Basidiomycota; Agaricomycetes; Agaricales; Hydnangiaceae
Exons: 3
Coding region: 1-1494 (497 amino acids)
Source: RefSeq, a predicted model, not a curated record